UGUGGCAAUGGCUGGGUGGAUGUCGGAGAAGAUUGUGACUGUGGUGCCUUUCCAAAAGAUAUUUGUUCAACGAAGUGCUGUGACAUGGCGGCAUGCAGGUUCACAUCUGGCUCCAAAUGUGCCACGGGGUUAUGCUGCGAUCUAAAUAAUUGCAAGAUCAGAAAAGCUGGGACCCUCUGCAGGCCAUCUAGUGAUGAAUGCGACAUAGAAGAUCUCUGUGGCGGUCGGUCGAAUCUGUGCGCCGACCUCGUAAAAACCGAUGGCACAAUGUGU
Molecule: messenger RNA, 273 nt
Organism: Helobdella robusta
Lineage: Eukaryota; Metazoa; Annelida; Clitellata; Rhynchobdellida; Glossiphoniidae
Exons: 3
Biological process (GO): membrane protein ectodomain proteolysis
Molecular function (GO): metalloendopeptidase activity
Source: RefSeq, a predicted model, not a curated record